AUGAAAUACUCCUUCGUUACUCUGGCCGCGGUGGCCGGAGCCGCACUCGCGGCACCUCCGCCGUCCGCCAUCGACAACUUCGGCCCGGAUUUCUUCACCCCUUUCUGCAACCUCGACUACAAGGGCAAGCCAUGCGAGGAGCUCGUUGGGAAGGGCGACAAGAAUGCCGAUGCCAUCUGCAAGGCUGGCCGUGAGCACUUCUGCGGCCCUCAGAAGCGUGAUGCAGUUCCUGAGCCUCAGCCUGACCCUGUCGCUGAUCCUAUGCCCUGGUGUACCUGGAGGGGCCAACCAUGCUGGAAGGAAAAGAUGAAAGCCAAACGUGAAGCUAUUCCCGAGCCUAUUGCAGCUCCUCAACCUGAUCCCGUUGCUGAUCCUAUGCCUUGGUGUACCUGGCGAGGACAACCCUGUUGGAAGGAGAAGAUGGCUAAACGAGAGGCCACCGCCGAGCCAGUUGCUGCACCCAACCCUGAUCCAGUUGCUGAGCCAAUGCCGUGGUGCACUUGGCGAGGCCAACCAUGCUGGAAGGAAAAGAUGAAGGCCAAGCGUGAGGCUGAAGCCAUUCCCGAGCCUAUCGCCGCUCCUAAGCCCGACCCUGUUGCUGAACCUAUGCCCUGGUGCACUUGGCGUGGACAACCCUGCUGGAAGGAAAAGAUGAGAAUGGCUAAACGCGAGGCUAUUCCCGAACCUGUUGCAGCUCCCAAGCCUGAUCCCGUUGCUGAGCCUAUGCCCUGGUGUACCUGGAGAGGUCAGCCUUGCUGGAAGGAGAAGAUGCGCAUGGCUAAGCGUGAGCCUAUCGCCGAACCAGUUGCUGCCCCGAAGCCCGACCCUGUUGCUGAGCCAAUGCCUUGGUGCACAUGGCGAGGCCAGCCUUGCUGGAAGGAAAAGAUGCGCAUGGCUAAGCGUGAGCCUGAAGCUAUCCCCGAACCCGUCGCUGCCCCCAAGCCUGACCCUGUUGCUGAGCCUAUGCCCUGGUGCACAUGGCGCGGACAGCCCUGCUGGAAGGAGAAGAUGAAGCUCAAGACCCGCGAGGCCGCUCCCGUUGCUGAGCCCGAGCCCAAGCCUUGGUGCAUGUGGCGCGGACAACCCUGCUGGAAGAAGACCAAGCGCGCUGCUGCCCCUGAACCCGCUCCCGAGGCUGAGAACGAACCCAGAUGGUGCAUGUGGCGAGGCCAGCCUUGCUGGAAGAAGACCAAGCGUGAUGCUACUCCCGAGCCUUGGUGCAUGUGGCGUGGACAACCUUGCUGGAAGGCUAAGCGUGACGCUACUCCCGAGCCCUGGUGUAUGUGGCGAGGACAGCCAUGCUGGAAAGCCAAGCGUGAUGCCAGUCAAGCUCUCUCCAACGCCCUCCACGCAACUCGAUCUCUCGACACCCGAUCCGCCGACGCACCCAGCACCGCCCAUCUCCCCCGCGACGCCGCCCACAAGGCCAAGCGCUCCAUCGUCGAGCUCGCCAACCUGAUCGCCCUCUCUGCCCGCGGUAGUCCCGAGGAGUACUUCAAGAGCCUCGAGCUCGAGACAUUCUUCCCCGACGCUGCUCCCAACGCUACCGCCAAGCGCGACCUCAACACUCUUCAGGAGGAUAAGCGCUGGUGCAUGUGGCGAGGACAACCUUGCUGGAAAGCCAAGCGGGCUGCUGAGGCAGUUCUCGAUGCCGUUGAUGGCGAUGAUGGUGCUACUGGUCCUGGAGGUCCCGACUCUCACUACGAUGCUCGGGAUUUCAAGGCAGAGAACUUUGCGGCCAAGCGAGAUCUCAUUGCUAUCAAGGCAGCAGCUCGCAGCAUUGCCGACAUGCCCGAGGAAUAA
Fusarium mangiferae is the source of this 1803-nucleotide messenger RNA. RefSeq lists its product as uncharacterized. The coding region runs from base 1 to 1803 and encodes 600 amino acids. Lineage: Eukaryota; Fungi; Ascomycota; Sordariomycetes; Hypocreales; Nectriaceae. The record is from RefSeq and is a predicted model, not a curated record. The transcript has a single exon.